ACACAAAAGUCAAUCAUAUACUGUCAUCGAAAAAAACUCUCAAGCAAAAUUCCCAUCACAGUGAACGAAAUGAAUACCUAUUGCGCCGCAGGAGACGCCUCGUGUUCCUGCAACGAGCUGCGCCACCGUUGCCUGCUGGGCAAGAUCGCCGGCCUGAAGCAGCAAAUCGAGCGAUUGAAGUUUCGCGUGAAGCUGGAGAAGCGCCAGCUGCACCAGGAGCAGGCCCAGAUGCUCGUCUACAGCAGCCCGGACUAUUUCGAACCGAGAAAAAUGCACUUUUGCACCAACUCCUACGGCUUGACCACCGACAGGCUGAAUCCCACCACCGGCCCUUACUCAUAACUCAUACUUAAUCCAUUAUAAAGCUAAGAAACUCCAAAUCGAAAUUGAAAUGUAACUUUUUAAUAAAUAAAGCAAGAUAUUAUACUAAAC
Phyllotreta striolata is the source of this 432-nucleotide messenger RNA. The record is from the annotation of a GenBank genome assembly. Lineage: Eukaryota; Metazoa; Arthropoda; Insecta; Coleoptera; Chrysomelidae.